CCUUAUGUUCAUAACUGUGUUGUCACCCUGCAUGAAGGAAGACAUAUUUAUCAGUUUUGUGUUUUCUUCAAGCGGCACUGCCGUCUGAGAACCAAUCCACUUCUCAGCAGCAUUGACCACAUAUUACGAGGUGAUGCAGUCGUUAUGAGGAUUGGUGCUAGCGUGGGCUAUGUUGUGACAUGCAAAGCAGGGACAAUUCACUUGCAGACUUCAUCAUGGAUCGGUAAGCACAAUCACUGGACAGUCAUUCCAUUGUUGACCAAGAAUCCAUCAGUUUUAUACAAACUAUUAGACAUCAUCCUCGAGCAAAGUUUCCAUGUACUCUCACCAUUGUGA
Molecule: messenger RNA, 336 nt
Organism: Suillus bovinus
Lineage: Eukaryota; Fungi; Basidiomycota; Agaricomycetes; Boletales; Suillaceae
Exons: 1
Source: RefSeq, a predicted model, not a curated record